Molecule: messenger RNA, 5593 nt
Organism: Pristis pectinata (smalltooth sawfish)
Lineage: Eukaryota; Metazoa; Chordata; Chondrichthyes; Rhinopristiformes; Pristidae
Gene: usp6nl
Product: USP6 N-terminal like
Exons: 16
Coding region: 1197-3869 (890 amino acids)
Source: RefSeq, a predicted model, not a curated record
UUGGUUUAUUAUUGUCACUUGUACCGAGGUACAGUGAAAAGUUUGUCUUACAAACCGAUCAUACAGGUCAAUUCAUUACACAGUGCAGUUACAUUGAGUUAGUACAGAGUGCAUUGAUGUAGUACAGGUAAAAACAAUAACAGUACAGAGUAAAGUGUCACAGCUACAGAGAAAGUGCAGUGCAAUAAGGUGCAAGGUCACAACAAGGUAGAUCGUGAGGUCAUAGUCCAUCUCAUCGUAUGGGGAACCAUUCAAUAGUCUUAUCACAAUGGGGUAGAAGCUGUCCUUAAGUCUGGUGGUACAUGCCCUCAGGCUCUUGUAUCUUCUACCUGAUGGGAAAGGAGAGAAGAAUGUCCCAGGUGGGUGGGGUCUUCGAUUAUGCUGGCUGCUUCACCAAGACAGCGAGAGGUAAAGAUGGAGUCCAAGGAGGGGAGGCUGGUGUCGGUGAUGCGCUGGGCUGUGUCCACAACUCUCUGCAGUUUCUUGCAGUCCUGGGCAGAGCAGUUGCCGUACCAAGCCGUGAUGCAUCCAGAUAGGAUGCUUUCUAUACUAAUGCAAUACUAAUUAGGGAAGCUGCACAUCCUCCCCCGCCACACCCCGUUCCAAUGCAUUCAGAGAAAUUAGCACAAAACCUCGCACCUCAUUGUCAGCCUGUACUGCACUUUCUCUGCAACUGUAACACUAUGUUCUGCAUUGCUUGUCCCUAUGCACUAUCUCCAAGUACUGAUGCGAUGAAGAUGAGCCGUAUGGCUGGCAUGCAAAACAAAGUUUCUCACUGUAGCUGGGUACAUGUGACAAGAGUGGAGAGAGAGGGAGCUGGACGGCGGCCAGCGCCAGGUGAUACCUGUCAGUGUCUCAGGUGUGGCUGAUGUGACACUGCCCAGUGGCCCGGAAGUAAUUGGCCGGGCAGCGGCGCACCGCAGUGCGAGCCCCCGCCAGUCGGCCGGCGCCGCUCCAGCCCCGGGCCGCCCGCCUGUCGUCCCAACACCCGCUCGUCAGCGCUUCCCAACCGGCGGAGCAGGAGGGAGAAGAGCCUCUCGACGUCUCCGGAAAAUAACAUGUAGCGUCGGCCGCCCCUCGGACCUUUCCCUCAGAUCUUUCCCUCAGCACUACCAAGAAAUGGACGCACACCUCUUAAGGAUCCUGCACAACAAAAUCUAGUUUUUUUUUAACACGGGGGCCAAGGAAUUUUGGGCAUGAACUCCUCUCUCAGGAUAAAUAAUUGCAGAUCAGAACCAUAUAUAUCUCAUGCAGAGGAACACACCAUUAUGAAUCCAGAUGCAGAACAGGAUACAACAGCAAAUCUUGCCCAGGAACGUGCUGAAAUAGUAUCAAAGUAUGACAAGGGACGGGAAGGAGCAAAGAUUGAUCCGUGGGAAGAUGCAGACUUCCAUAUUUAUAAAAUCACUGAUCGAUUUGGCUUUCUACAUGAGAAGGAGCUACCAAUGCCUGAUGCUUUAGAAGAAAGACUAAAACAAAUUGAGAUUGAAAGAACAGGAAAAUGGUUAAAAAUGUUGAAAAGCUGGGAUAAAUACAAGAAUAGUGAAAAGGUGGUACGGAGAAUUUAUAAGGGAAUCCCACUGCAACUGAGAGGACAGGUCUGGUCGUUGCUUCUGGAAAUACAAAAAAUAAAACUGGAGAAAAAGGACUUGUAUGAUAAACUUAAGAACAGAGCACGGGCAAUCUCUCCCGAUAUCAGGCAGAUCGACCUCGAUGUGAACCGUACUUAUAGGGACCAUAUCAUGUUCAGGGAAAGAUAUGGAGUCAAGCAGCAAGCUUUGUUCCAUGUUUUAGCAGCUUAUUCCAUGUACAACACGGAAGUAGGUUAUUGCCAGGGAAUGAGUCAGAUCACUGCACUGCUUCUUAUGUAUCUGAAUGAGGAGGAUGCCUUCUGGGCACUUGUUCGACUACUGUCUGGUCCAAAACAUAGCAUGCAUGGAUUCUUUGUGCCUGGCUUCCCAAAACUUUUACGGUUUCAAGAACAUCAUGACCGGAUUUUGAAGAAGUUCAUGCCAAAGCUUAAACAACAUUUGGAUGCCCAGGACGUCUUUACAUCUUUGUAUACAAUGAAGUGGUUCUUUCAGUGUUUUCUGGACCGAACUCCCUUCACUCUAACAUUGAGGCUGUGGGAUAUCUACAUGUUAGAAGGAGACCGGAUUCUUACAGCAAUGUCGUACACAAUUCUUAAACUGCACAAAAAACAUAUGAUGAAAUUAGCAAUGGAAGACUUGAUAGAGUUUCUGCAGGAAUCUCUGGCCAAGGAUUUCUUCUUUGAAGAUGACUUUGUUGUAGAUCAACUUCAAAACUCCAUGUCUGAGCUAAAGCGUAGUAAACUAGACUUGCCUCCACCAGGUAAACCUGAAGAAUUUCCACAGAAAUCACUUGGCCAAGUGCCUGUCGAGCACCAAGAGCCACCUGUUCUCAAUCACAUGACCAAUGGACAGAAUAACGUGAUUAAAGGAGGACCACCAGCUUUGAGGAGAAAAGAUAAAAAAGCAUCACCAGAGAAACUGCAAGAGAAACCGCCUGAUAGCAGGCCCAAAAAGAGCUCUUUGGAAAAGCCAGCUGUGAAAUCCCAAAGGGCAGGGUUUAUGGAAAAUCAAGGAGGCAAAGUGAAAGUCUUGCCAGACCUUGAUGUGGUAAAACAGCAUGGGCUGCCAUCACAGCACGCAUUGGUGCACGGCAAUCCCAAACAGCUUAACAAUGCCACAGCUAACCAGAACUCAAAUGCAAAUCCAAGUGUCAGGAAGGAAUUUGCACCAAAGUGGAACAAACCCUCAGGUCAGAAAAUCUCAGAAGCAAUUUCAAAACAUUCUUCAGACAGCAGGGGCAGAACUGGAAGUUACAAUGCACCAAGCUCCCAUUCCAGUCCAGAGGAGACGCAUGUGUUCAUAGGCAGAACAAAAGGAUUGAUUAUUGAAGUUGAUGAGACAAAGAGAGACUCAAACGCUUCAGAAUAUGACAAUGUUCCUGGAGUUGAUCAUGAAUAUGAGAUUUGUGCUGAGGAAAUGGUAGACAAUAGGGAAUCAAAUAUAGCACAAAAUAAUGUACUCUCUAAAGAAGCUACAUUGAAAAGUACUAGCCCCUCUAAGAUAUUGUCUGCACAAUUUUCAAGCAAGGCAGUCAAUGCCAGUGCAGGUUCUCACCAACGACCUGCACGGACUCAUUCUUCAUCAGUAAGUCCUAACCAAAGAUCUUUAAUAAAGCGACAGCCUUCUUCUCCACCAUCCUACAGUAGUCCUCCUGGGUACCAUGGUAACCUCCCUCAGUAUUCACCAACCAGAGCUAAAGACAUGCCUGCAUUGUCACAGUACAGUUACAAUAUGUCCGGAGGUCGGCCAAGUCAUGACAAUAGACCAUAUGUUACAAAGUUAGCACAUAUGCCAAACUAUGAAGGGACCAGUAUGAACUCCCUCACCAUUGGUCGUCAGUUUUCUAACUCUUCGCAGACUUUCAGAACUGCAGCACAGACUUUAGAUCACGGUGGGCACUAUGAUUCAGUAAACACAACCAAUUACAUAAGGCAUCCAGUUCUAUAUGAAGGUGCACAACAGCGCUCACCAGAAUAUCAGCACGACUACAAAAAAAGGCAAGAGCAAUAUGAACGGCAAUGGAACCAGGAAACUGACAUAAGGUACAGAGGAAAUGUGCAGAGAUCACCAAGUUUCCGUAAUGCACAACAGACUCCUCUCCCUGAGUUUAGCUACCCAGGUGUUCCUGUUACUGGCAGCAAUAUCUAUAAUAGAACAUCACCAUAUUCUGAUGCACAUGCACAAACACAGUAUCCACAUUCAACUCCGUUUGGUCCCCAGCAUUAUGGAAAUCCUCAGACAGAUAGAAGAACCAUCCCUGAAUCAGUAUUGCUCUAAGACGCAUGCCUUCCCCUUUUACAAAGUGAUGUGAAGAGCGUUAAUGAAAUAGAAAAUCUCUGACUUUUAAAAUGACUUCACUGUAUUAAAAAAAAUACAAAAGAAAUUGUUUAUAGCAUUGUCUAAAGUAUUUGGAAAAAAAUCCUAAAAAUGGACACAUGGUAUUUCUCCAGUACAUUUUGUUACCAAGAUUUAAAAUCAGGAAACCACUAGAAAUUGAGAACCCGCCCCGUUGUUUAGAGUUGUUCAGCUUGUACUGUUUAUAUUUUAAUAUUGGAAGCAGUGAGGUUUGAACCCAGACCAGGAGCAGAUUGAAGCAAACAUCUCAGUAAUGUAUCACAAGUUUUUUGAUUUGUAAGAUUUUUCAAGAGUUGGUCAAUAUUCUGCCUCCUCUCAUAAUGUAGAUUGGUCCUGGGUUGUUGCUGUGUAACCCUGACAUGACAAUUUUAAAGGUUGAUUUUGCAAUAGCUAGAAGAUUUUAGUCUGAAAUCUCAGAGUAUGUCAUGAACUUCCCCAGGUCACCUUUGUGAUCUCUUUCUUAGUAACUUCCAAAAAAAAGGGUAACUGGGCUGUAUUUCCCUUGAGACAAAACUGGGCAAGCUGAUAUAAUGCUAGUGACAAACCUAACCGCAUGCUUUCUUCCUACACUUGCACAGGUAAGUUGAAGACUGCAGAGAGAUCAGUGCCAUCACACUUGUGUUAAAUUAAUAGGAAUAAAAUAUUAAAAUGCAGUCAUUGAAUUACAACAAAAGGAAAACUACCAAAUAUUUUCCAAUGUUAGUACACAUUCGUUUUCACUUUGCUUUUAACAAUGACAAGGUGCAUCAUGACAGAUCAUUUGCAGAAAAAUGUUUUAUUAUAAAAAAAUAGAUUAAUCUUUUACUCUUUACUCUGUCAAUUACACCUGUUUGCAACUGAGUAUAUUCAUAGGAAUUAUCUGUCCUUCAGUUUUUCUCGCACAUUAAAUGGUAGAAACUGUGCUGGAAUUGCAAACUACUUGAUUAUGAAUAACACGUUAUCUUGGUUGAAAGUCAUGAUAUCAAUAGGUGUUUGAGCUGGGAUUAGGUGGGUUUUGGACCAGUUUGCUUUGCGGUUUUGUCCCUUUUUUUUAAUGACAUCGCCCAAUUUACAUAUAAGUAGCUAAUAUAUCCCAAAAUGACGAUGCUAUAUUGACUUUUUAAUGGUUUUAAAUAGAAAUGAGUAGAAACAAAUGCUUCAAUGUACACCUUUGUUUGCAGCUGAAGUCAAUUAGGUUUUAAAAUAUUUCAGCAGAGUAGAAAACACUGGUGAGAACAUUUAAAAGAACUUAAAACACUGAUUCAAACAUAUUACAACUGGCUUUGAUUACAUGUAAGUAAAACAACACUAGUGUCUGUAUAUGAUAUAUAUACAUACUUCAAAUGUGCAAACUAAAUUAUAAAUAUGUUAGAUACAUUCUGAUCUGAAUAAAUUGAAAGUUAAUUUCUUACUCUUUGCUUGAUGAAACAAUUGCAGAAAAACUAAAUAAUGUUAUUGAAAUAUGUAAUUAUUUGUCAUAACCUUUAAGUCUUAAUCUUGAGUCUUUAAUAUGGACACUUGCUGUAUAGUAUGAAUGACAUGGAACCUGCUAACUGAAAUAUAUGCAUCAGCAAUGGUAAAUACUGUAGAAUUUAUAUAUUCACACUAUUUUCUUAAGUCAUCUGCAGCAGUUUUAUAGCUGUAUUCUAUUUUGAUGUGACUGUACU